Molecule: messenger RNA, 4109 nt
Organism: Lates calcarifer (barramundi perch)
Lineage: Eukaryota; Metazoa; Chordata; Actinopteri; Centropomidae
Exons: 6
Coding region: 94-711 (205 amino acids)
Source: RefSeq, a predicted model, not a curated record
CUCUGGUGUUUAUUCGCUCGCCGCCACCGGAGGAAUCCCAGCCGCUCCUCGCGCUUUACUGUUUUAGGAUUACAACUUAUAUUAUUUUUUACAAUGAACUCCAUCAGCCGGAACAAAGUGAAUCCGAUUGUUUCAUUCAUCGCCAUGCUGAGUCUUCUCUCCCUGGUGAUGUCUCCAGCAGGAGCUCUAGAUCUACAGUGCAACGGCACACGUCAUCCUGAUGGUUUCAUCUACCAGCUGUCUCAGCCCAUACGACCAAACUGUAGUACGCAGUGGGUGGACGAAAACAAAACUGUCAUCGCCCGUAAUUUCAAAUACGAUAAGGCCCUGGUCCAUUCCCUGAACAACCGGUCCAUCACCCUGAAUGAGUGCCGUGAAUACCUGCUCUUCACAGAGGACUGUCUUUGGCGCAAUGUUAGGGUCGAAGAGACUUGCAGAGCCAACUGCAGUCAGCUCCUGGAUCAGGACCCUCCACCCCCCACUGUGAACUCUACAAAGCCCCCAGUGAACUCCACUAAGAUCUGCUUCUCUGAGAAUCACUGUAUGGACCAGACGACAUUUGGACUUGUUAUCACUGGUGUCCUUCUAUUUUUCAGUUUCUGUGUGGGCCUGUAUUGCUGUGUUUCCAAAUGCAGAGGAACACGAUCUGCAAAGUCAAUGGCUUCAUACACUGCUCCUACUGAGCAGAUAAAGAUAGAACUAGUAGUUUAAAGAAGCAUGGAGACAAGAAGGUCCAACAUAUAAGACCAAAGCCAAUCUAAAAAUGGCUGCUGUUGUAUAAUAAUAAUAAUAUAUAAUAAUAUCCUACCCACUGAAUAAACACCUUAAAGAUUAGUAAAAUAUAAUGAAAUAGCAAUAAACAACAUACGUGCCACAUAUACAACUAACUAUUAAAAGGAAAUAAUAUUUUUAUGGAUACAGUAAAUUAUUACAUUUUAUUAUUAUUAUUAUUAUUAUUAUUAUUAACAAAUACAAAUCUAAAAUGGGGUGCAGGAUGGAGCGGGGGUGUCCGGGUUCAGCCUUAGAGACUGGGUGAGGAGCUCAGAUAUCCAGAGUGAGCAGAGCCACUGCUCCUUGUCAAAAGGAGCCAGUUGAGGUGGUUCAGGCAUCUGGUUAGGAUGCUCCUAGACGCCUUCCUUUGGAGGUUUUCCAGAGGAGACCCCAGGGUAGACCCAGAACAUGUCUGAGGUACCCUGCUUAGCCUGCUGCCACCACUACCCAAACCUGGAUAAGUGGAAGAAUCUAAAACGCUGGUUUGAAGAUUAGUUUAAACUUGAUAACAGGUUGAUCAAGAGUCCAGUUGCCCGAAGAGAGACAGUCAAUCCAUUUUAUGCUCACUGAUUCACUGAUUUUUUAAACUCAUUUUAACAGGAUUCAAAGGGAAAGGAAAUCAUUUUCUAUAUAAUGGAGUUUUUAGAUCCAUUUUUUGUCCGUUUCUGAAAUAUUUUUAACACGUGGUCAACCUGGUCAGUGGAGACCAGGAUGGACCUUUCAGAGAGUCUCAAGUUCAUUUAGUGUUUUGAUAUCCACAGAAAACGCAAUUUAUGCGGAUAAUCAGAGCAGAAUUCACAUAAAACCAGUGUCGAAAAGCUGAAAAACCAGUAUGUAAGCCAAGCUAAUCAGCUGCGAGCUGUAGCUUCAUAUUUACUGUACAAACAUGAGAGUGGUAUCAGGCUGAACAUCUAACUCUCGACAAGAAAGAGAAUAAAAAGAGAAAAAGUUAUGAGUCCAUUAAACCACGUCAACUGUUUCAGUGUAUUAGAAACACAGAGCAGUGUGUCAUCUGCAUAACAGCUGAUGCCACAUCCGUUAUGAAGCACGGGGGCAGAAAAUAUGCAGCAGUAAAAUGGGUUCAGACAACUUGAACAGAUGAGUUAUAGGUUAUGGAUUAUGGGUAUUGAAAUAUGAAAUUGGUCGCCAAUGCAGAUUGUCUUUCAUUUUCUCCGCCUCGUUACUGUUUUAGUCAAUCACAUGUUUAUUUCUCUCUUCGGGGUUUCUCUAACUCAAUAACCGGGGACGGAAGUUUUCAUUGACAAAUAUAAGCUUUACAGAUUUCCCUGCGAGACUUCCCCUCUUGCACAAUCUAAGUAACAUUUGAGUCAUAUGAAAAACUGUCCGUGAGCGAGUGUAUGAAUGAUUUGCCGAGAGUAUAUCAUGAUGACUAAGCUAACAGACAGCUCAAAGGUUAGCAUGUCCCUGUGCACAUCAAACUUUUAUCAAACUGUACCGCCAGUCUUUGCUUCCAGUCCUGAAACUGGAACAACAUGGUGGCAGCUCUGAAACCAUCAGAUUUCUCCCAAACUUACCCAGCAGUAGCAGUUUCUGUAUAAAAAUGGUACUAGACAUAGACCAUGUUGUUGCAGAAUCGUACGUAUCGGUUAAACCGAACAAAACUUUACAAAAGCUCUUCUUGAGCUUUGGGGUUCACGGGCAACUAGCCGCAGUAUUGUUUCCUAACUGUUUGCUGACUUCUCUGGUUCCCCUUUGACCAGGCUCAGGAGAUUCACAGUGAAUGUUUUCCUCUGAAUCAAGCAACAGUAGGAUGCUGCAAUUUUGCGUUGUCUGGUUGUUAAAAAACAAACAAACAAAAAAAAAAACUACUGAUUGUAGAAUCUGGUUAAAGAUUCUAGCAUUUUUGCAGAUUCUUAAACAGAAUUGGUGCCCUGACACACCAAGCUGACUUCAAAAAACUAGUAAACAAAGGACAACACUACACUGUUUAACAAUUUGUAUCCACAUAGUGUUUUCUGAUCAUUUCAGCAACAUUACAGUGGAACAGAAAAACCUUCCCUUUUUCAAAUUCACAAUACUGUUCAUUUAAUUUAUUUAGCUCAUGAAAAAUCAGUUUACUUACUUGUUCCAAAUGUUUAAAGCUAAACCUAACUGAAUUCUAAAAAACAACAUCAGGCUCUGAUUCAAUACUCAAUCCAGAUUUGAUCCAGAUCAAACCACAAUCCUAGACCCAACAGUCCUCAGUAACCAGUGUUUGGCUUGGUGUAUCAGGGCUUUCAGCUCAAAUCCUAAAUCCCAAAAUCAUACCAGCUUGUGACUACGCUCUUGGUGAAAGUCCAGAGGUCACAAAUAAAAUGAUCAAAAAAUGAUCUAUGGGUGAUUGAUAAGGGAAUGGAUAUAAAGAGGCUGAUUUUUUAAAAUGCUCUCAACACUCUUUGUCAGUGUUCAGGGAACAUGCCAGUUUAUCUGAAUGUUACCAGUCACCACAUGAUGUGGUUUUUAGACUGUCACAUGAUAAACUGUGUUAUUGCUCUUCAGCUGUGGAAGUUGGGAGGUUUAUUUAUAUCUGAUGGUUUCCUUGUUGUACAGAGAGUUAUUUAUAGAGAUAUUUAUAUUUGUCUAUAUUUAAAAACUCUAACAAUGUACAAGCUUGAAGUUUGAGUUUACUCCAGCUCAAACAUUUUCUCUCAGGGCUUCUGGACUUGUUCGACCAGAAAUCAUCUUGAUGAUGUUUUUAUGUCAGCACGUCCUCUUUUUAUUUGCUCUGCUUUUGCUUGGGUUUAUUUUAUAUCAGGGGUUAAUUUCAUUUUUUUAAUCAAACAGUAAACAUAGUACUGGUAUGAAGGUUUUAUGUCAAAUAUGUUUUAUAUCAUGUGAAAUCAACUGCACAGUUUCUGUUACUUAAAGCUGCAUUAUCUGAUGGAAGGAUUAUAAUGAAGGAUUGCUGAUAAUUAAUCUUUUGAAAACUGACCCUAAAGUGAUAGUGACUGUGGUGUUGAAGCUGUAACCAGCAAAUCUCAGACCGUAGAAUCUGCUUCAAAACCAAAACAAGGAGCUAAAAGAAGCUUAAAAAGCUUUGUAAAGUUACAGAGAUGGAGAGAAGUGACUCCUUUUUAAUUACACUCUCAUUUAUCUGUUCUUAAUGUAGACAUUUUGAUUAAAGCAGCUUUAAAAACAGGGCUGGCUGAAUCUGUGUAAAUUAGUGAUUCUUUUAACCCCCACAUGGAAAUCACUGUGGUGCAGUUUAUUUGGGUGCGUGGUGUUUGGUGAUAUGCAAAGCAAGUGCUAAAAGAUUAUAUGGCUUGCUAUUUAUAUAUCUUGCUUUAUUUGUGCUCAGUAUUUGUAUUUUCUGUUUAAAAUAAAAUGAUCUGAGCUCA